AUGAAUAUAAGUGAAAUUGAUUAUCCAUAUUAUUCAUAUAUUCCAUCACGUUUUGGUGCUGGAACUUUUUCAAUAUUUGUAUAUAUAUCAUUACUUGGUUGGUUUAUUCAAUCAUUACAUAUUCGAUGUCGUCCACUUGCAUUACCAAUAUUUCUAUUUCUUGCACAUUUAACUACAUUUAUUGAAUUAAUUUUACGAGGAACACUUUAUAUCGAUAUAUUAAAUACAAAAUUAUUAUAUAAAAUAACGGCACGAUUAUUAAGUUUAUCACCUCGAUUAUUACUUUUAGCUAAUUAUUAUUGUCUAGUUGAAUUACGUGGAAAACAAGCACGUAGAAUACUUGAUCGAACUAUUGAUAUUACAAUACCUAUUAUAGUAAUAAUAGCAGAAAUAUUUCUUAUUAUUGCUGAUGAACUUUCAUUCGAUAUAAAACAUUAUCAAUUAACUUUUUAUCUUCGACAAUCAUCAGGUGGAUUAAUUCUUAGUUUAUCUCUAAUCUUCUAUAUUAUUUGGUAUUUAUCAAUACCACAUGUUCGUCGUCUUUAUAUUUUACCAUUAUUAGCUGUAUCAAGUGCAUGUGUUUUAAUUGAAGCUAUUUAUAUUCAAAUAAUAUCAAUACCAUCUUUUUUCUUUCUUCUUAAACAAAAUGAACUUUGGUUUUAUACAGGUCAUCUAUGUCCCAUUGUUCUUGCUCUUGCUACUUGGUCUAUGUACCACCCUUCAAAAUUAUUACCUCCAUUAGAAAAAAAUAUUUCUCAUGAUGAAAAUGAUAAACAAUUACUUCCACCACAUUCAUCAGUUUGA
Messenger RNA from Adineta steineri, 804 nucleotides. The record is from the annotation of a GenBank genome assembly. NCBI's taxonomy places the organism in Eukaryota, Metazoa, Rotifera, Eurotatoria, Adinetida, Adinetidae.